Molecule: messenger RNA, 1811 nt
Organism: Thrips palmi
Lineage: Eukaryota; Metazoa; Arthropoda; Insecta; Thysanoptera; Thripidae
Exons: 11
Coding region: 6-1709 (567 amino acids)
Molecular function (GO): protein binding
Source: RefSeq, a predicted model, not a curated record
UUAAAAUGGUUAAGACCACGCUUGCUUCAGGAUCUCUCUUCGGGCUUCCAACCUUACUUCAAUAUAGCCCUGACACUGGACCUUGUGCCGUGUGCAAAAAGCCAUCCGCGCGCCCCUGCAGCCGCUGCCGCGUGGAUUUUUACUGUGGAAAGGAACAUCAAACUCUUGACUGGCCUCGUCAUCGCAAGGGAUGCGGCGUGUUGGCCGUGGAAAGCAACGAGGCCCUUGGGCGAUUCGUCGUCGCCACCCGUGCCAUUCCUGCCGGCACAAUCUUGAUGAGGGAGGUGCCCCUCGUAGCCUACCCGGUGGUCCUUCUACCUCAUGCGGCAUGCACGGGAUGCUUUGCCCGGUUGCCGUUGGGCCCGCUGCAAGGAUGCCAGCGCUGUGGAUUUCCCGUGUGCGGCGAGGCCUGCAGCUUGAAGGAGGUGCACCUCCCGGAAUGCUCUGCUUUCCAGCGCGCCGGCUUCAAGUUGAGCACCAAGCUGUACCUCGAAGAUGACAAGUACAUGAACGCGUUGAAAGCGCUGAGAGUGCAUCUGGCAACCCAGAAAAUGCCACAGGGACGACGCUUGGCUGAACUGAAGAGUGACUUUCAGCCCCGUGGCCAGUCGGGGAUUCCGGAGGUGUAUGCCUGGGAACUCGGUCAAAGAGUUGAAGAGACUUCUGCCAGAAUUGCCAAGGCGGUGUCGUGGCUGCGCGGCAAGGUUGGCAUGAAGUGGAUCCCCGCCAAGGACUUGGAACGGGCUCUGGGCGCCGUUGACAUGAACGCCCUCCAGGGGUCGCCAUGCUACAACAUGGACCCUGAUGCUCUCCAGGCGGUCGGCCUGUUUGCCGGGCACUCCCUGCUGGAGCACUCGUGCGCCCCCAACGCCUUCUCGUACUACUGGCACAACGAGGACGAUAGCAACCGGGACGACAUGGAGACGGUCUUGGUGGCGGCGAGAGACAUUGCCCGCGGGGAGCACGUGACCAUCACGUACCUGGACGGCAACAGUGUCUGCGACGCGCCGACCAGGCGCCAGACGCUGCUCAAUUGGUCCUUCUUCUGCCGCUGUGUGUUGUGCAGAGACCCCACGGAGCUGGGGCUCCACCUGACGGCUUGGUACUGCGGCUACUGCAACCGCAAGGGCAGACGCUGCUUGGUGGAGGUCCCAGAUAUUUGUGGCUUUGGCUGCGAGGGUUGCGGCGAAGGAGGCUAUGUGAGGAAGGACGCCGAGGGAAACGGCUGGGCUGAAGUUUCGCGCCUCGAAGCGCGGAUCAAGGAGCUUCGGGGAAGCGGCCAGAAGGUGCCCAGGAAGGUGUGGAAGGGUCUUCUUUCCGAGGCCCUGCGGACCGGUGGCGUAUUGCACCCCACCCAUGCCCUGGUGCUGCAAGUGAAGAAAGAGCUGGCGUUCGAACGCGCCCUCGACAAACUUGCUGGGAGGGUUCCAGCAGACGCGUCGGGGCAAGCAGGUGAUUUGCGCCAGGAUGUAGCCUACACUCGUGAGCUGCUUCGUGUCAUGGACGUCCUCCAGCCAGGGAUCAGUCCAGCCCGUCGGGAUUGCUUGAUGAAUCUCUACGAUUUGACUGAGGCCCUCUUGGAGCUCCCAGGGAAUGAGAACAACGAGGCUUUGAUGAAGGAGUACGUGGAACUUAAUGAAAAGAUCCAACCCUGCCUUAUCAAUCCCCAGGAGAAGAAAAAUUUCCCUGCCUUAUUUGCGGAAACUUGAAAAGUUUCUUGUUAGUGCUUGAAUAUGCCCGAAGUUAUUUGGUAUACUGCAUUCAUCUAGUUUGUGAACUUCCAUCAUAAUCAGCACGAUCAAAAUAAACGU